GCCUGUGAGAUAUCUGUGUUGUCCAAUUCGAUUGAGUUUCGUUCAGCUCAGAGUGUAGAGUCGGCAAGACGCAGCCAUGUCUGGACGCGGUAAGGGAGGUAAAGGUUUGGGCAAAGGAGGCGCCAAGCGUCACAGGAAGGUGUUCAGAGAUAACAUCCAGGGAAUCACCAAGCCCGCCAUCAGGCGUCUGGCCAGACGUGGAGGAGUGAAGCGUAUCAGUGGGCUGAUUUACGAGGAGACUCGCGGAGUUCUGAAGAUCUUUCUGGAGAAUGUGAUCCGAGAUGCGGUGACGUACACGGAGCACGCGAGGCGCAAGACUGUGACUGCUAUGGAUGUGGUGUACGCGCUGAAAAGACAGGGAAGAACUCUGUACGGGUUUGGAGGAUAGAACAUCUAUUUUUUCGCUUUUCGCGAGAGCAAAUCCACUCGCUCAUAUCAGUGGGAAAUUCUCCGACUUGAUCUGGAGGCUGAGUACUGAUCAUAGUCCAUGGACUCGACGACGUCCAUCGACGCGGAAGGGUGUUAGCAGAAACACUGAGAACUCCGGACGAUGUCAGCUCUUGAAUUCAUGUGCCCUUGAUGAAUUGUAUAGAAUACGCUGCGCUGCACAUCUUACAGACGCCCUCUGCGGCGAGGAAGAAUCUUUUUAGUUCACCUUAAGUUACCAAAGGAUCAUAUAGUCACUGAAAAGUGCCCUUGGGUUGAUAACCCCGUGUAAAUUCUUACUUCGAACUUCAUUUUUUCAAUCCAACUUCAAAACAAGAAACGAAGCGCUCAUUUUUUUGGGACU
Molecule: messenger RNA, 790 nt
Organism: Marchantia polymorpha subsp. ruderalis
Lineage: Eukaryota; Viridiplantae; Streptophyta; Marchantiopsida; Marchantiales; Marchantiaceae
Source: the annotation of a GenBank genome assembly